AUGAUCACCACUGAAACGAAAGGAGACCUUUUCGACGCGCCCGACGGUGCCGUCCUUAUACAUGCCUGCAACUGCCUUGGGUCUUGGGGUGGUGGCAUUGCGCGUGCUUUUCGAGCCAAUUACCCCGCCGCGUACAAGGUGUAUAACAAUCACUGCAAAACCCUUAGCGAGAACACCGCGAAGCACACCAUUAUCGACUCAAAAACUAACCAGCCACGAGCUCUAACUUUACCUUUGGGUACAACUCUAAUAAUCCCUCCCCAAGAAGAGGAUGUUGCCAAAUCCGGCAAAAGCCACUGGAUUGUCUGUUUGUUUACGUCUCGUGCGUUUGGCCGCUCCGUUAGUCCACCCAAUGUGAUUCUUGAGAACUCGGUGCAUGCUAUACGUGAUAUGAGGCGGCAGAUUGAAGAAUUGCACCAGGCGGGAGAAGGCAUUGCAAGCGGUGGGAAAGUCUACUCGUGCCGAUUCAACUCGGGCCUGUUUCACGUGAAAUGGGAAGACUCAAAGGCGGUCCUGGAAAGGGAAAUGGGCGGGAUGGCGGCAGUUCAGGAGAUUGUUGUUGUCAGGCCAGAAGGUGAAGAAUAA
This is a messenger RNA of Talaromyces rugulosus, 585 nucleotides long. RefSeq lists its product as uncharacterized. The transcript is spliced from 3 exons. Bases 1 to 585 code for a protein of 194 amino acids. Lineage: Eukaryota; Fungi; Ascomycota; Eurotiomycetes; Eurotiales; Trichocomaceae. Gene Ontology annotation, biological process: peptidyl-glutamate ADP-deribosylation. The record is from RefSeq and is a predicted model, not a curated record.